This is a messenger RNA of Prorocentrum cordatum, 1245 nucleotides long. NCBI's taxonomy places the organism in Eukaryota, Dinophyceae, Prorocentrales, Prorocentraceae. The record is from the annotation of a GenBank genome assembly.
GAGAUGGAGGAGAUGGAGCUGGAGAGGCUGCAGGCGUCCCUCGAGGACCGGCGCCAGGAGCUCCGGGAGACGAUGAACCGGGCCAAGCGGGCGGCGGACACGGUCACCCCAGAGAUGCAGGCCGACGUGGAGGCCCUGCUCGAGGACUUCGGGAUCCCCUUCGUCCACGCUCCCGCCGAGGCGGAGGCGCAGUGCGCCUUCCUCGCGGAGGCCGGGCUGGUGGACGCCGUGGCGUCCGACGACUCCGACACGCUCGUGUUCGGCGCGCGCGAAGUGAGGCUCUUCUCGGAUGACCACAUGGUGGAGUGCUACACCCGAGCGCGAGUGCACGAGCAGCUCGGGCUGGCGCAGGACGACCUCGUGACGCUGGCGAUGCUUCUGGGCUGCGACUAUACCCUGGGCGUUCAUGGGGUAGGCAUCGUGAACGGCCUCGAGAUCGUCCGCGCGUUCACCGCGGGAGCCGCCGCCGGGCCGGAGGACCGGCUGGAGGGGCUGCGCCGGCUCCGGUCCUGGGCGCAGGACGUGGCCGCCGUGGCCCAGAAGUCCGCGGGCGUCACGCCGCAGGACCGCCGCGCGCUGGCCGAGUUCAAGCGCAGCCACCAGAACUUCCGGACGCAGUGGUCCUUCCCGCAGGACUUCCCCAAUGCCGCGGUGCACGCGGCCUUCGUGCAACCGGCGGUGGACAGCAUCCGCCGCUACACCGACGCCCUGAGGCAGCCGCGCAUCACGGAGUACCUGCAGCCGGCCGCCGGCGCGCAGGCGGCAGUGGUCCGCUCGAGCCGCAUGCGCGAGGCGCUGAGAGGCCUGCGGGGCGAGCCCUCCCCGGAGAGGUCGGCCACGCCGCCGGGGCGCCGCCGCAGGUCGUGGACGAGAAACACGUCCGUGCCCACGGCCUCGCGGCCGGGCCCCCAAUGGGCCGCGACCCCGCGGGACGCAGAUCCCCAUGACGUGACCGCGUCGCUCCAAAAAUCAGGGCGGGAGGGUCUGGGCUGUUUUUUGGCCCCGGGGGGGGCCCUCGCCCGGGCCUCCCCACAGGACGAGGAAAAGCGGCCCCGCGGACAGGGGGCGAUCGGAGCUUUCCUAGGGGCGCCGCCCCGCAGACAUCCGAGCGCUGCCUCCUCGGGCCCCGUGCGGCCACGUCGUGGGGCCGCGCCCCGGGAGCCGGGCCGCGGGGGCGCGGGCGUGCAGACACGCGUUUCAGAUGCAGAGCCCCGAGCCAUCGGGGGUAACUCGGGUCAGGGCUAA